AUGCAACCAAACGACAAUCGUCAAAUAUCGAUGUCCAAUCCUCCGGACCAGCUCGACCAGUCAUUGAAACGUCACAUAUCCCAGACCCAGGGCUCUAACGUGGGUAACAUCAAACGUCAACGCAUUUCCAUCGACAAAUCAUCUCAGCAGCUCACCUACAGUGACGUUGCCCAAACCCCAGGGUCUAGUUCUACCCUUGUUGAUAAUCCUCAAUCGACCAACGGCGACACAAUCGCUUCUUCAUACACCUCGUUGGACCCCUCUCCGCGAGAAUCCCAAGACCCUUAUGACGACCCUUACGAUGAUCCAGAGUUCGAUCAAGUCUUUGAGAGCCUCACCGGACCCAAUUCUAUCGACAAGUCAGGAACGUCACCGCUUUUAGUCGACAGUGAUGAAUUUGCUCUAAAACAAUCGGACCAGGACGCCUUGGCGGACGUUCUACGUACAUGGAGCGGUAACUCGAGGUCAGCGGAUGAGUAUGACCCGCUAUUACAACACUCUUCACCGCGUCCAACAGCCGAUAUACCAGAGGGCAACAUCGGAUAUGCACCUUUAGAUGAAGGUAUAGACUGGAGUAAUGUCCAAGAACAUACCCGCAAUAAGACAAAACCUGAAUCGACAGUCGGUUUCACAACUGGGAACGGGAGCAAAGCCCCCGAACAUGAAUCACCGAUUGCUAGACGAAAAACAUCCAUCUUUUCGCAAUCUCGAUCAUCAGCACCCACAAAUAGCCAGAGCUCAGCAAUAUUUACAGGAAACGUUUUGCUGAAACCCUUCAAAACGUUCUUCGAUCUCCAAGAGCUUGUAGAUGCGAAGACUCAAAUGUUCCGAAACCAACCUGACAUUACCUUUGAGCUCUUCGCUCGAGUCAUCUACUCAAGUCGCGAGAACUUCUACAAGAAACAGUAUUUUCGAUUUCAGAGCCUACUCAAAAAUAGCCCGCCUUAUAUAAACGGGGCACUUCUGGCCUAG
This is a messenger RNA of Fusarium fujikuroi IMI 58289, 972 nucleotides long. RefSeq lists its product as uncharacterized. Lineage: Eukaryota; Fungi; Ascomycota; Sordariomycetes; Hypocreales; Nectriaceae. The coding region runs from base 1 to 972 and encodes 323 amino acids. The record is from RefSeq and is a predicted model, not a curated record. The transcript has 3 exons.